UUUUCCCACUUCCCUAGCUGGAAUCAGUUGGUGUAGUAAUAAGCGGAAAAAGUUGGAUAAGGAAAUAGAUUUAGUAAAUUUUUGAUAACCAAAAGUGCAAAUAUUGUGAAAAUGUGCGGAGGAUUUACCUGCUCGAAAAAUGCGCUAAUUGCGUUGAACAUUUUGUAUGUGAUGGUGGGAUUCCUGUUGAUUGGAGUUGGCAUUUAUGCGCGUGCCGCCUCCAUAGUCACAAAUUUACCGAUUGUGGGUGGAAUUUUAGCCUGCGGCGUAAUAUUGAUAUUGAUUUCCAUACUUGGACUGGCAGGUGCAGUGAGGCAUCACCAAGUUAUGCUAUUUUUCGUAUCCUUUACAAAAAAAAGUAUACGCGCGAAAAGCAUCAUAUGUAUGAGCGUUCUUUUUCAUUUGCAUUAAAAUGUAUAAAGUACC
Rhagoletis pomonella (apple maggot) is the source of this 426-nucleotide messenger RNA. RefSeq names its product tetraspanin-31-like. Lineage: Eukaryota; Metazoa; Arthropoda; Insecta; Diptera; Tephritidae. The transcript has 2 exons. Bases 112 to 411 code for a protein of 99 amino acids. The record is from RefSeq and is a predicted model, not a curated record.